Molecule: messenger RNA, 4508 nt
Organism: Lethenteron reissneri (Far Eastern brook lamprey)
Lineage: Eukaryota; Metazoa; Chordata; Hyperoartia; Petromyzontiformes; Petromyzontidae
Product: nucleolar MIF4G domain-containing protein 1-like
Biological process (GO): ribosomal small subunit biogenesis
Cellular component (GO): nucleolus
Molecular function (GO): protein binding; RNA binding
Source: RefSeq, a predicted model, not a curated record
GAACCAUGAUGAAUCGUAGAGGCGGGGGAGGAAGAGGAGGGAGGGGAGGAGGAAGAGGAGGGAGGGGAGGAGGUAGAGGAGGAGGAGGAGGUGGAAGAGGUAGAGGAGGUGGAAGAGGAGGUGGAGGAUUAAGAGGACACAGGAAGGAGGAGGACAACCUGAGGCGGCUGCGAGUUUCUGUGGAGAAGUUCGCGAGGGGCGCAGACGGAGACUUGAAAGAAAGCGAGGGCUCGGACUUUCGGGGUCCCUCCAGGGGGCUCUCGAGGGGUACCUCCCGUGGGGGUACCUCCCGUGAUGACUCGAGGGGUCCCUCCCAGGGUCUCGCGAGGGAUCUUGCUCAAGGUCCACAACGGGGUCUCUCUCGGAGGACUUCAAGGGGCGGUUCCUCCAUGGGGGGCUACACACGGGGCGCUUUCAGUGGUCUCCACAAGGAUCCACCACGGAGCGACUCCGGGGACCCCUCGCGGGAUCUCCCAAAGGGUCCCGGCGACGCCGACGCCGGCGGUGUCCCCCACGGGCCCUGCGGGGGUCGCCUCUCUCGGGGUCCCGCUCAGGGACCCUCGCGCAAGGAGAGACGCAGGCGGGAGCGGGCGCUGAAGAAGAGCAAGCGGCAGGAGCACUUCGCCAAGUUCCAGCGGCAUCGCCCUGGCGGCGGUGGCGGCGAUAAAAACAAGGGAGGUGGUGGAGGUGGAGGAGGUGGUGGUGGAGGAGCAGCGGCGUCGGUAGCGAGCCGCAAGGCGCGGGGCAAGGGUCAUCUCGCGAGGGCCGACGCCGAGUCGGAGGAGGGGAAGGAAGUCGUCGUCGGCAAGACGGCGACGCACGAGCGAGGGCUGCACGACGAGACGAGGGUUGGCAAAAGGAAGAGAAUCUACGACGACGACGACGGCGACAGCAGCGGGGCCGAGGAUAGCGAGGGCGAUGUUGGCGACGAGGUGAGGGCGACGCGAGCCGGCGAGGUGAGGAGGAUGGGUCUGAUGGAGGCGAACCGAGCGGAGGAGAGGGAGAUAAAGCGUCUGGAGAAGCUGCUCCACAUGGACAAGAAGAAGAAGAGCAAGAGGAGGGGGGGAGAGUCGGAGGAGGAGGCGAGGCUUCCGCAGGCGUUCAUGCUGGACGGCCUGGACUACAUCCUGGACGCGGUGAGCGGGCGGAAGGCGCUCGCGUUUUACGAGGAGGACGAUGAAGUGGUGAUGCGAGCGCAGGAGGAGGUGAAGGAGCAGAGACCGCGGCGUCUCGAAGAGGUCGCGGGCAACAAGGUCGCGAUUCCGGAACGGGAGCGACAGAAGGUGGCAGGGAGCGGCGAUGAGGCGUCUUCCGAGGACGAGCUUGGGUUGUCGGAUGAUGAAGAUGAUGAUGGAGAUGAUGAUGAAGAGGAUGAUGAAGAGGAGGAGGAAUUGUCGGGCGACGAGGAGGAGGGUGAGGGAGGAGGCGAUCGGAGCGAAGAGGAGGAAGGAGGAGAUGACGUGAUUGAUGAUGAACUCGCAGGACAGGAGCAGCUGUCUGCUGUCGAAGAUGUUAAUGAUGUAGAUGAUGACGAUGUAGAAGAUGAUGAUGACGAUGUAAAAGAAGAUGAUGACGAUGUAGAAGAUGACGAUGUAGAAGAAGAUGAUGACGAUGUAGAAGAUGACGAUGUAGAAGAUUAUGAUGGUGAUGAUGGUGACAGCGCCUCAAAGGAUGAUGCGUGUGAGAGCGGUGGUGAUGAAAACGACCAACCCAGCCUUCCGGCGGCGGCUGCUGCUUCUGCGGACGCAACCCAAGCCGUCAAGUACGUCCCCCCGCACCAGCGCAUGCGGCCUCCCGAAGAAGACGCCAAGAAAAAGGAGGAGCUGCAAAGGCUGAGCAAGACCGUGAGAGGGCUCGUUAAUCGGCUGAGCGAGGCGAACCUGCCGUGGGUGAGCGGCCAGCUCGAGGAGCUGUUCCUGCGCCACAGCCGGCACGACGUGACCAGCACGCUGACCGGCGCCGUGCUUGCCGCGUGCGUCACGCCGGCCCCCACUCCCGAGCGGCUGCUCGGGGAGCACGCGAUGCUCGUCUCCGCGCUGCACCACAACGUCGGCGUCGAGAUCGGCGCCGCUUUCCUCGAGGCUCUGGCCAAGCGCUUCGACGCGCUCCACCGCGCCCGGGACGGCGGCGACGACGACGGCGGCGGCAAGGAGUGCGACAACGCGGCGGCGCUGCUGGCCCAGCUCUACCUGACACGCAUGGUGCACUGCUCGCUGGUGCUCGACGUCCUGCGCCGGCUGGUCGCCUCCUUCGGCGAGCGCGACCUCGACGCGGCGCUGCUGCUGCUGCGCUCGAGCGGCACGACGCUGCGGCGCGACGACCCGCUGGGGCUGCGCGAGCUCGUGGCCGAAGCGCAGCGCAAGGCCGCCGCCGUCGGGGGGGGGGCGGCCGCCGGAGGGGCGCGAGCCGACGGCACCGCGCGCGACGGGACCAGGGUGCGCUACCUCCUGGACACGAUGCUGGCGCUCAAGAAUAACGACGUGCGCAAGAUUCCCGGUUACGACCCCAGCAACCUGGAGAGGCUGCGCAAGCUCCUCCGCUCCCUGGUGCGCUCGCAGGCCGGUGGCGACAGUGACCGCGUGCUGCGCGUGUCGCUGGAGCAGCUGCUCUCGGCGGACCGCGUUGGGCGCUGGUGGAUCGUCGGCUCGUCGUGGAGCGGGGCGGCGCCUGCGACCACGGGCGCCGACGAGGGGCAGCCUGAGCUGCCGGUCGGAGGGGAGAUGAGCGCCAAGAUGAUGGAGCUGGCGCGCAAGCAGAGGAUGAACACGGACAUUCGGCGCGGGAUCUUCUGCGUGCUCAUGACGAGCGAGGACUACGUGGACGCCUUUGAGAAGCUCGUGCGCAUGGGGUUGAAGGAGAAGCAGGAGAGGGAGAUCGUGCACGUGCUUAUGGACUGCUGCUUGCAGGAGAAGUCCUUCAAUCCCUACUACGCCUACCUCGGACAAAAGCUCUGCCAGUUUGACCGCAGGUUUAAGAUGACAUUCCAGUUCAGCAUGUGGGAUCGCUUCAAGGCCCUGGGAAACCUGAACGCCACAGCCACCACCAACCUCGUCAACGUGCUGAGUCACCUGCUCGUCCACAAGGGCCUCUCCGUGACCGUGUUCAAGGCGCUGGAGUUCAGCGAGAUGGACAAGCUGUCGGUGAAGUUUCUCCGUCAGGUCCUGCAGAAGCUGCUCCUGGAAGCCUCCGAAGAGCAUCUGCCUGACAUAUUUUCAAAGGCGGCGGGCAACCCCAAGCUCGCUCUGCUUCGGGAGGGACUCAAGAUUUUCAUGCGGCACUUCAUGCUGCGCGGAGCCGCGUCGGGGGACGCGGACGAGGCCGAGCUGCUGCGGCAGAGGAUCGAGGUGGCGGAGAAAGCCCUGGAGCAGGAGCGGAACCCGGCCGUGAAUCUGUGAUGGUCGCACGCGGUUACCGCUGCUAUUGUCGCCUCCACAAGAAGACUGCGCCACCAACCCUGUCAUUCGGUCAGGGAGGCCUAGUGAUACGGCGAAACCGGUGAUGUGUCGUGCAAAACUCGAGCUCCGCGACAAUCCCACCGUCCGUUUUUUGAUGAAUGUUGGUUCAGCGCCGAUGAGCUUUGCUCAUUUACGUUUUUAAAAAAUAUUUUAUAUUUUCUGAUGAAAUAUUUAUUGAAUUGCGAUGCUCGUGGUAACUUACGCAUUAAAUAGGUGCUCUCCAAAACGUGCUCUCGAGUAAUUGAGUCACCCGGUCUGACUUUUGAUGUGUUUGUCGUGCUGCGCCACUCCGAUGGGUAUUUGUUCCACGGAAAGUCACGGUGAGCCAGUUGCCCAUCUAGUUCACAACAGAAAAAACUUCAAAGGGAUGUGUACGGAAGAAGAGGCAUCAACGGAACAACACGUGAGGGGUGCAUAGGCAACAGCAGUGCUUAAAAUAACCAAAAAAUAAGCCACAAAACAAGAACGAGGUAAUGAACACCUCCGAUCAGCAUGGUUGGCCAUGUACGGUGCGAAAGAAGUUCAACAUACACAUGGGACAGGUGAUUGUCCACGUCUUUAAUGUACUGCCACCUCCUGACGAGAGGGUAUGGCUCCUCGCAGGCCACGGGAAGGACGUUUCACAACAUUUGUCUGAUCCCCCAGCCCUCGCCUCCACAGUGCUGCCUUGCAGGUGUGUGCCGCCACCAUUACCAACACCCAGCUAGCUAUAAAGAGAUAAAAUUAUAAUUUCGCCAUUCUAUUGCUUUUGAGAUUUAGAAUUACAGUUCAACCACUUCCCAAGUUCAUAUUUCGAGCAGUGGGACGCUACGUGUUGCAUGGUUUUGAGUUUGCCAGGGCUGGCUUCGGUGGCAAAGGGAUAUUUAACCCAGUCCUGGGGCAUGCGCUUCAACAUUCUGACCAGCAUGCGGAGGUCGUCAGCAGCAGAGUAACAAAGGGCCUGGCGAUGUUACUUUUGUUAUCGCAAACAUCAAUUGUAAAUACUGUAAAUGUAGAACUUUGUUGCGGUGAUUAAAUUCGUAUCUUUGUGAAAAGUAAAACGCUUUUAUAUUA